This is a messenger RNA of Protopolystoma xenopodis, 207 nucleotides long. NCBI's taxonomy places the organism in Eukaryota, Metazoa, Platyhelminthes, Monogenea, Polystomatidea, Polystomatidae. The record is from the annotation of a GenBank genome assembly.
AUGAUCGGUCUUUCAUACUGCUCGAGCUUCGUGUUGCUACCUUUCUGGGUGGCUCUUCUUUCAUUGCUUACCUGGAUCUAUGCUAGCUACAGUGGUCAGAUGCCCGCGAUCGUGCAGGUGAUCGACGCUGGUGCCGAGGCCGUUGCUGACCAGGUGGGACUUACAUUUCUCAUUAGUUUUAAAAUUUCUCCUCCAUUUCUUUCUUAA